Molecule: messenger RNA, 7159 nt
Organism: Lingula anatina
Lineage: Eukaryota; Metazoa; Brachiopoda; Lingulata; Lingulida; Lingulidae
Product: paired box protein Pax-5
Biological process (GO): regulation of transcription by RNA polymerase II; anatomical structure development
Molecular function (GO): DNA-binding transcription factor activity, RNA polymerase II-specific; RNA polymerase II cis-regulatory region sequence-specific DNA binding
Source: RefSeq, a predicted model, not a curated record
UUCCUUGUUAUUUUGAAAUUAAAAUAUCAUCACGGACUCGAAUCUAAUUAGAGAGCCUUGAAUUCAACAUACUUUAGGGAAAAAUGCACUCAAAUUAUCAUUAUAAGAGGACCCUGCUUUGUUGUCGGAGGAUGUGGUGUCGAUAUAAAUUUUCUCUUGAGCCAUUAAAACUUAAUGAAGCAAAGGUGAUGUUAGACAGGUCGGUCGAGAUUUAAAUACGGUACUGUGUGCUACUGCCAUCUGGGGGCCGAUCGGUGAACUAAUAUUUAUAGCUCAAUCCCGAGUUUGGCGUUUUAACCCACGAUCCUGCAUGCAAAGCUGUACGAAACGUGAAACAUGUAACUCGCGGGUCUGACCGAAAAUGUAUUAUGGGCUUUUUUUUACUCACUAGAAGAUCCUGCAACGGUGAGAAUACUUUUCGUUCUGUCGUGCUAGGGUCUAUCUGCACUUGCACUGCGGUAAACAACGCUGAAAAAAAGAAUCAUAAUUCCGCGUAGCACACGAUUCUUGUACGUGCCACUUGAUGGAUUUUUAUUGGCACGUGAACAUAUCAGGAGAGAGUACAGAAGCUUAAUUUUGAGAUAGGAAGUCUGUGAGUUGACUACGGAACGAAUGUAGGAAGUUAUCUCAAAAAUAUGAAAUACGUUACUUGUCAACGGAACAAAUGUAGAAUAUAUCCUUUUUGAAACAUAAAAUAAGCGACCUGUCUUUGGAACGGACGAUUAUAGGUGCAAAAGUCUAAGAAACAUUAUGGGUGAUACGUGCUCUGAGAAGACUUAAACUCUUCUUCAAAUUUUGGUUAAAAAAAAAGUAAAAAGGAAUUUUUAUGCAUGGUAAGGCUGUUUGAAUUCAGCACAGAUGAAAUAUAAUGUGCGGCGAAAUGUUAUAUUAACCAUAAUAAUAUUAAUCUUAAUACAUACGAACUAUCUAUCAUUAUUGCUAAAAAAUGGUAAUUAUAAGAUUCCAGCUGAGCUAAGAAAAAAGUGGAUUGUCUGCUUUGUUCUUGAGGUUAACCGUCCGGUCAUUCAUGGAUUAGUUUAUUUAAUUAUUCGCAUUCGAAGAUUUCGGGUGAUUAUUAAGUCGAUCACAAAUAACGUUGGUCUUGUUUGUUCGAUUAAAGACGAUCAAUUACAUGAAACGCAAUGUACGCGCCGUCUGUGACUAAACAGCGUCCUCUUCAGAUCGAAUGAUUUAAAUGAAACAUGAUGACACUUCAAAAAAAUUGGAUGAAAAUUGACUUUAAUUGCAAGUGUGCUCGAAUAUAGCUUGUGUAAGCCGUCUACACCAAUCUGAUCAUGUGUUUUUGAAAUAGUGAACGGGUCAGGAGGAAAGGUGAAUCGACACGGCAUCUUUACCGAAAACUACAGUAAAAAGAAAUCAAAAUUGAAGGCUUAAACCUAUAAAAGUGACUUUCUAAUCAGAGCAUGAAACGUGCAUUCGUUGCACUAUCCGAACUCAGUCGGCGCAUUUCACCCAACAUGUUGCUUGACAUGCAAAAGGAUGUUACGUCCCAAUGUCUUUGUAAAUAAAUCUUAAGAUAUUACAGAGGAAUAAAAGACGUUGACAUGGAUGACAUAACCAAGAAAAUUGAGAUGGCAUCUGCAAUUUCCUGCUAGGCGAAGCCUGAAGCUGACUGAACACCUUUUACAAAGUUAACGCACGAGGCGGGAAAUUUUAGCCCUUUACAAACGAUAAUUUAACCCUGAUCGCCGAGGGGCGAGGCGAGGCCGGGUUGAAAAGUAUUCCCUUCUACACCUACUGUUCGUAUAACAAGAGAAAUAUGUAUUACUUUUCUAUGUUAAAAAACUGAACUGCACUGAAUAUAUAAGGUGAGGAAUCACGCAUGCGUUUUACGAGAACACGACUUUCGGCAACUUGUUUUCAUCAUUUCUCUAGAGACAUUCUCCAAAAAAUAAAAGAAGAAAAAAUAUACAAAUUAACCGCUAAGCGUCAACACAGGUGUUUCGACACUUAAACCACACGACAACAUUAAGGGACGCCUUUUAACUAAACUAAGGUGUUUGUCAAUCAAGUACCGUUGGUGUUCGCAUUAAAUAGGUAUCCCCCUUUCUACGCAAGUUGUCGAGCGUGGCGUACUUUGAAAAAAAGGCUGCGGUUUGACCACUGCGUCUAAGUCCACACCACUGGGGUUGCCUGACCAGAAUGGGGCGGGAGUAGAGUGACGGAGAUACACAACUUGUUGCUGGCCGCGGCAAAGCUCAGAGGGAUUUCAGAGACAGUUUCAAGCCGAGGAGAGUUGUCUGUGCAUAUAUCAACAGAGGAUAUCAGUUACAUCAUUUACAUACGAUUAUUCCACCGCUGGCCCAGGCGAAUGUGGGGGAGCGGGCCCUUUAACGUAUGAAGUAGCGAACAUACCGCACAUACGUUGCCGAUGCGUAGAGUUGACGAAAUCUACCUCGAAACCUGACAGUGCAUAGAUACUAGCCCACAGCUGUGCCGAGAGCGCACGCAGACACUCUUUGAACUUUCGGCAGAGCCCUGAGAUCAGUUGACGGAAGGAAAUUUCGCAGUUUCUGAGCUAACAGGCGGCAGAGGCUGCAGCUUCUUUGCCACUGAGCAUACAAUCAGGCGGGACCUUGGAAAGAGGAGGCCACCGUUUAAGUUUAAGCUGCUGAGUGUUGAGUUCCCCCGCACAAAGUUCGCCACCAACUUCAACCUUUUCAUGAAUGGUGGAGGUUAGCGCGAGCAGCAGCAACAAGCCAAGCGUGCCAGAGCAUCGCCGUGGUGUGAUUCCAUAGAAAUGAUGUACAUCAGUGAACCAUAUCCCUACCAAUACAAUCCUAAACCCGAGUAUUAUCACCCGAAACCGACGCAAUACGCGGCCUGUGCCUACGAGGACGUCGGCCGGUUCGCUCACCACGCCGCCACCGCCGCCGGAUUUCACGAGGCGUACCACGGGGCCGUGAACCACCACCCCCUUGCUGGCACUUUUUACAGCUACAGCAGUUGUGCUAAAAGGGGGCGAGCCAAAGGCCACGGCAAUCUGAACCAAUUGGGAGGCGUUUUCAUCAAUGGUAGGCCCUUACCCGAUGUAGUGCGCCAGCGUAUUAUAGAGCUGGCACAACAGGGAGUGAGGCCAUGCGACGUCUCAAGACAACUACGUGUCUCACAUGGCUGCGUCAGCAAAAUUUUAUCCAGAUACUAUGAAACGGGUUCCAUCAAGCCAGGGGUCAUCGGCGGUUCCAAGCCGAAAGUUGCCACCCCCAAGGUUGUCGAUGCCAUUACGAAAUACAAGCAAGAAAACCCGACGAUGUUUGCUUGGGAGAUCCGGGACAGACUUCUAGCGGAGGGGGUGUGUUCGCAGGACAACAUCCCCAGUGUCAGCUCCAUUAACAGAAUCGUACGUAACAAAGCAGCCGAAAAAGCCAAGAGUCAGUCGCUCCACGGGGGUCAGCCUUCGCCUGUUUCCCCGGGGAACCCCAGCCCUGUGACUCUCUCCCAGGUGCCGACGAACGCGGACGCCCUGGGUAGACCCGGCCCCUACUCCAUGAGCACGAUACUGGGGAUCCCCAACCACUCCGUACAACAGGGACAAAACUCCGACAUCAAUGGAAACAAGAGGAAAAGAGAAGAUGGAGUGAACGGCCACGGUGAGAAUGAAAAUGACGGGAGCAGAGAUGACCACGAAGAUGCAAGGGAUAUUGACUCGUUAUGGACAUACCGAGGAGCAAAACUUCCAAAGAAUGAGGUCGACUCAGGGGACUUAGCAAACUCUAUCGCCAGCACAUUUCAAAUUCCUUCUUACGGCGGAGGGGGCAGUGGUUCGGCCAUGCAGCCGGUGGUCAGUUCGCCCGACGCUGGUGGGGACAGUAAAUCCCACGAGGUGGUCACCUAUGGCGCUGGACACAGCAUAGCCAAUAUGAACACUGCAGUAAAUAACUUAACUUCACCGACUGCUGCCUCAGAAGCUCAAAACAGUUCGUCAGGAAACUAUUCCCCUUCACUUGGUUCUGUAACACCUAUUUAUAAUCGGAUGGAUGUUAAAGUAUUGGAAUCUCAUCAUUUGGCCGAACAGGGAGCUUUUGGGACUAACAACAACAACAACAACACGCCAGCCUCAAUUAACAAUGUCCCAUCAUCCCCCAUGAAAGUCCAGACCGAGGCUGCCCAGGCGGUCGAGACCAGCAACGGUAGUUUGACCGAACUGAAACCCAUUUCUCAGGGAGUUCCCACUCCGCAAUCAUACAACAACAUUCCGUUUAGUUCCACAGGGCAGUAUUCACAAACUAACUACACAGCCAGUCAUACAUCUUAUAGCAAUCAACCCAUGCCUAGUUUGCCGCCUCUGGUUUUGCCUCCAGGCUCUAGUAAUUAUGCCACAGGCCCUGUAACAGGCAGUGAAUAUCCCUCAUACCCGACAGCUUACUCUCAAUACACUGCAGGGUACCCAGACCCAACAUGGACAAUGCGAUAUGGGAUGAAUCCGUCCUAUUACUACACACAUAAUGCACGACCAGGUGAUCCAGCACCAACAGCGCCAGCUAAUGCCGUGUUUAAGUCCUAAGACUAUAUCCAUGUAGUUAUCAAACCGUGAGGGAUGUAACUUACUGUAAAACUGACGUCGUGUAUUGAAUGCACGUAUGCAACACUUGGAGAGUUUUAUUCCACUCUUCAAGAUAGACAAACCAAAUAAACUACUGUCCUCUGCAAAACUUACAGUUUAAUACUGAUAUUGUUGAAUAGGAAUGAUAUAAUGGAAAGUAAUUAUGAUAAUGUGUAUAGAAAGGUAUAGAUUAUGUGUAUAACUAUAUGUUGUUGUCAGGUGCAACAUAGGCAGAGAUGGAAACAUGUAAAUCUCAAGGCUCUGUCUUUUUGCAGCAGCCAUGAUGACUCAGCAUCUUUGUUACACAAUUGUAAGUCUUUAUAAAUGAAUGAAUGCUUUUACAAGGUGCACAAUUCCGUCUGUCAAUGUCACAUGGUUGUCCUGAACAGUGGAGUUACAGGGGCCCGGAGAGCCCACGCUUUUUUGUUUUGUUGAGAUUCUUAUAAGUACCAAAGCUUUGUAAAAACAUUUGUAGUGAUUUGUAACUAGAAAUUUUUAUUUUAUUGAAUGUAGGUGAAAAAAAAACAAACCUUUGUUUUUGACUCUUUUUUUGCUUGUUUUUAGAAGUGGAUGAAAUACUUAUCUCUAGAAGGAGAGAGGAGCUUAAUAAGUGGAAUGCACUAUCCAUUUUCUAAGAGUUGUGAUAUUUAUGUUAAUACCUAGGCAUUUUAACUUACCUGAAGAAUUGUUAUACACAGAUAGUGUAUGUUAAAAUACAACAUGGAAGCACAUACAGUGCACAUAUGUUUCAUUAUUAAAAAGAGUCACCAUUCAAAAAUUAUACGCCAGUAGUACUUUUUAGGCCAGGUGGUGCAUUUGACUGAAAAACAUUUAAAUGUGUAACUCAAUUAACAAAUUAGAACCACACUAAGACCACUAUCAUUAAGAAAUGGGAAUUGAAACUGUACUUAGUAGUUAAAAAAAUCUUUUUCAAAUAUGUAACUGUAUAGUGUAGAAUAAGACACAUUUUAUACUUUUAAAAAACAAAAUGCAGCCAAAAUUAUCCAUGACAGUGAAGGUGCCAGUUGCCUUACCUUUGGUGUUCCUUGUCAACACCGUUAGGGGGAAUUUAAGACAGAUAAUCAGCCAAGUUGUGCUGAGUGUGAGGGGUGCAAGCCAAGGGAUAUAAGGUGUCUAAUUAAGCUCCUGUGACAGAAUGGUGCAAAUGAAGGGAGGUACCUGUUUGGUCCCCAACAAAUUCGGCAAUAUGAUAUUUCUUUGGUGCUGUCCAUAAAAGUCUGGAGACAUGCUAUGGUGCAUAUGUGUGUUUAAUUGAGUAAGGCUCUCUUUUUAAUUUUAAUGUCUGGAAAAGACUCGCUGAGCGAGCUACCUGGCCAGCUUAGAACUGAAAUCCCCUCUAGGUGUUAAGUAUGUCAAUUGGACAAUUUUGUAAUAAGUUUGUGAAGAACCCACUAGUUUUGAGAAGCACCAACUGGUUUAAGGGUCUUUUUUCUGUUUUUGGUAGGUUUGCAUAGACUGUUUUAAUAUACUACAGAUGUUUCAUAUGUGUAAAUAAGAACAUAAUUUUAUAACCAUCAUCAGGCACUUAGAUAUCAGAGUUUUGUUAUUUUCAUUCCCCGAAUAACCAACAUUUCAUCACAAAUUAUUUGGUAGACAAAAACUGCAUUUUUGUAAAGUUAUCUGACUUCUGCAGUUUGCUCUUCAGAUUAACAUAAUGCAUUUUCUUGGUGUUUUCCAAGUAACAAGCAAUUAAGGUGUAGUUAUACAGUUCUGUCCUGGCUCUCCUUUGUGCAUCAUCUAAAUUUUUUUUUUUUUUUUCUUUAACUUUUUUUUUUUACCUUGCAAGCCAGUCUUAAGUUUUACUUUCCCUGUAUGAUCAGUUUGGGAAUUUCCAUUGCUCUUUUUAUUUAUCAUUUUAUAAUUAUCAAUUUAUUUAAUAAUGUUUUAUUUUUCAUUCCAUAUAGAAAUAGGAAAAAAUACUAUCUACCUCUAAGAUAUUUGUUUAAUGUAGGCAAAUUCAUGGAGCAGAACCGUUUACUGGUUUUAUUUAAGUUCUUGUGUAUCUGGCUUUUAAAUUUCAAAUAGAAUAAGUUGGCUAUUGGCCUAUACAUAUUAUCAAGAAUUGAUAUUAUUUUAGACCAUGAGAAUAUAUUUAAGUUCAAUUUACCUGUACUUACGAAUAAGUAAUGGCCUAGAAACAAUGUUUUCUGUUUGUUAUUUGUUAUGUGCAUGUUUAAGAUGUAUCACAGUGGAUAUUUAAAUCAGUCAGUGUUUUUAUUUUUUGACUCAAGCUUUGGGGAUCACUUUCUGAUACCCCCAGCAACUAACAGAAGUAUAGCUGCAGACGAUAUAUAUGCCCGACCAAUCAGUGAGCGUCGUAAACAUCACGUGACCGCAUGUUCUUUUCUAAUUGUUUUCCUAGCUUUAUGUGCAAUUUUACCUAAGUGCAUAAUAAGAUAUUUUGAAAAAUAAAAGCUACAAAAGAUUUCUUGGCGGAUAUGUCAAGAUUCUUAGACACUGUUGUAAGUAGCAACGUACUUUUGUUGUGUAAAAAUAUUGUUCAACUCCCAUUUUCUCUUUUCUCAUCAUCAUUUACAAGAAUAAAAGCUAUAAUAAAGCCUAGCUUGCACCAGA